Messenger RNA from Iphiclides podalirius (scarce swallowtail), 384 nucleotides. The record is from the annotation of a GenBank genome assembly. Lineage: Eukaryota; Metazoa; Arthropoda; Insecta; Lepidoptera; Papilionidae.
AUGCACAAAAUUGCGCCUCCACACGGCCCAUUAAAAAGCUAUGAGGUGCCGUCGCGCAAGCAACUUUUCGCCCGACAUCUGUUGCGCCGCAAGGACGUUCGCUCGAAAAAAAAAAUAGACUACGUGACGCAGCUCGAUGCCGCUGGAGCGAAUGAGGAGGCCAAGAACUAUUUCAAACAUCUUUUCUCUAAUCCUUUUCUGCGCCCGCGCAAGUGUGCGCUCUCUGAGACAUGUGCGCCGGUGUGGGACAGCGGAAGUGGGGCUAUCGGUUUCGGCACGAUAUCGGUAUUAAUUAAACGCUAUCUCGACGUUCCACCCUCGCUCGCGGCUGAUAUAGUGGAUCGGGAUUCUCAAAUUAAAAUCGAUCUUCGAAUGUUCGGUGUA